AUGAAAUUUACGGUGAAGGGCCUUACCCAAUCAAUUAUAGACAAGAAGGACGACUAUAAAGACAAGACUAUUAUCGCAACUUUACCAGCCUUUGAACCCCAUCCACCCCCGCCUACGGAAAGUGGCUACACCUAUUCAAUAGACGAUUCCGAUUACGACAUGUCUCGUUACGCAUAUGAAGAAGGCUCUUUUACCAAGAACAAUCCAUUUAGCUAUAUUGGGGGUAGUGAUGACGACGAUUUCACUCCAGCAGCACAUCGAGUGCCUUCGGCUCGUACUCAUACCCGCCAUAUACGCUCCAAAUCAGCAACAAGGAAACAAUCGAAAGAAAAAAGUCUCCAUAACCGUAGUAGAACUGAUUUUGAGGACGAUGAUAACUUGAGUAAGAUAUCCGCGGAAAUUAACAGUUCUUAUUCACGUCCUAGAACUGCUUACGGUUUCUCCGAGGACGUGAAAAAGAUAUCCGCAGAUGUCAACAGUUCUUAUUCACGUCCUAGAACUGCUUACGAUUUCUUUGAUGAGAUGCAAAAGAAAUACGCAGAUGUCGACAGCUCUUAUUCAUAUUCUAGGACUAAUUAUGAUUACAAUGAUGAGUCAAGGAAGACAUCUGAUGAUUUUCCAUUAAACACCAGAAAGACGGGCAUGGUAAUAACGGAAACGUAUGUUGCUCCCGAAAAGUCAUCUACUCGGCCUACGUACGAUGCGCCCGAAAAGUCAUCCACUCGGCCUACGUACGAUGCGCCCGAAAAGUCAUCCACUCGGCCUACGUACGAUGCGCCCGAAAAGUCAUCCGCUCUGCCUAUGUACGAUGCGCCUGAAACUCGGCCUACGUACGAUGACGAUGAUCGUGAUAAUGAUGAACUGAAACCCGCUGAAAACUAUUAUGAAACAAAUAACACUAAUUAUGAACCCGAAUCUGCAUACAGUUCAACAAAAACUUCAAAAUCCUACGGUCCAUAUCCCUCAUUAGAUCGUUCGGAUGCUUACAACGAAGAGCCACCACCACCAUACACACCAUCACAAACAGAUGCCCCAUUCUCGUAUAGUGGUGGAAACGAUACCAAGAAGGAACGUAGCAAUGGCGACAGCAAGGGUGGACAUCGUCGUCGGAGACAACAACGCAGCACAGCUGAAUUGAGAGAGUGUGCAAUAUGCUGUUCCGAAAAAGAAUUAACGGAAUUUAAACCAAUAACAGAAAAUUGCGCACAUAUGGCUAUCGUAUGUUUGCUUUGCAUUGAAUUACACAUCAGACAUGAGGUGUACGACAAAGGAAAGACAGAAAUUAAAUGUCCUGGCCUUGAUGGAACGAAAACUUGUCAGGAGAUGUUGACUGUCGACCAUAUCAGAGAGUUUGCUACUAACGAUGUAUACAAAAGAUUUGAUCAGCUCACUUGCACUUAUGCUCUUGCUGCGAUACCUGAUUUCUACUGGUGUAAAAACCCUGAUUGCAAAUCAGGACAAAUACAUAGCGAUGGAGAAAUUGCUCCAAUAAUGACAUGUCAGGCUUGUGGCGCUAAAUCUUGCGUAACUCACGAUUUGCCAAUCCCAGCUAAUUCGACCCGCUGUCUACAAUGCGAUCCUAUCCCUCCAGAGGUAAUUGAGACACCAGCUCAACCCACUCUCUCACGCAAAGAGCAGGCAAAACUAAAGAAACAAGAAGAGGAGAGAUUGAGAAAACUUGCUAAAGCCGAGCAGGCAACAAAAACAUUUCUUAGUAACAAGACAAAAUCGUGUCCCAAGUGUGGUACUCGUAUACAAAAGAAUGGCGGAUGUGAUCAUAUGACAUGCACUGUGCCCUCUUGCAAACAUGAAUUCUGUUGGAGGUGUUUUGCUGAUUACAAGACGAUUUUGGAUGGUGGAAAUGAGUUUCAUGCAACCUCGUCUUGGUCAUGUUCGAGUAACGUUGACGUUGUCUGGUAG
Paraglomus occultum is the source of this 1920-nucleotide messenger RNA. Lineage: Eukaryota; Fungi; Glomeromycota; Glomeromycetes; Paraglomerales; Paraglomeraceae. The record is from the annotation of a GenBank genome assembly.